AUGGCUGUUAGCGCCUGCGCCUUCGCUGGGGUGGUUGUCAUGGUCGGCGGGAAUAUCCCCGGAAUCACACACGACGAAAUCAAGCGCUUGAUUGUGACAUGUGGUGCGGCGUUUGAAGAGCGUGACAUCGCUAUCUGCACGCACAUGAUUACCUCGCAUAGAUACGUCGAGGAACCAGGCGGCAGCUCUCUCAAAGUCCGUGUCGCUCGAACCCUUCCCAACUGCCAAAUCGUCAGCGUCGAUUGGCUAGUAGAGUCGGUGCUAGAAAACCGGCCUCUGAACGCAGUCGACUAUCUGCUUGUGGCGGCAGAAAACACAAGCGUGUUUUCAGAGAAUCGCUCAGACACUCCUCAGCUUCCCGUAGUUCCCAGAACAAACCUUCAAAUCUACCAUGAAAGGUUGAUUGACCUGGUAGAUGACCGAUUUAAUGCAAAGGGUGCUACGGUUGCUGUUUGGAUGGAUGAGCAAGGCGUUCGGUGGGAUGCCUUCUUGAUCAGCGGGCUAAAGAGGAAACUUACCCUGAAUCCCGACAUCAACUUUCCCAAUCACCAAGUGUCUACCUAUCGCAUCCAGCUGCUUUACAAUUUCGAAUUCCGAACGUACCGUAUCUGGUACCGUGAAGUGGUCAAUCAAGUCGAAAUGAGUGAGCUCUCUGACAAUGAUGAUUUGGAGAUCGCGAGGCGGGACUUUGAACAUCGUUUCGAGGAGGUCACUGGCGAAUCCUGGAAGGAUCACUGCAUGCUUUCCCAAGACACUCUGGAAUGGAACCCUAGUACGGAGCGGUACAUCUUUUUCCAGCCAAAGCAUGAGGACGAGUACAGGGCCGGAAAUUCCUUGCCCGAGCAAGACGACGUGAUUGAACGUUUGCCACGCGAGGUGUCUGAGCUGAUCAAGCUCCUAUUUGGGCCCGGACCUGGAGACCAUGCUUCAUCUUUCUACCGGCACAUUCUCAAGAAUGAGAUCAGGUCAUGUUAUAGCCUCAACCUUGACGGUUUGACUCUACGCAUUGCCGUCGAUCUCCUGACUAAGUUGGUGAAUUGCCUGGAGAAGCCCUUAGCAUGUUCAGAAGCUCAAAGCCGGUCGUCUGAGAGGCUGCACAUGCAGAAGGCGAGAUUCAUGAAGGAGAUGUAUUUCGGUCUCCUUCGGAUCGCCAGGCGUUCGGUCUCAACGCCGGAAGCGACUAAUCUUGAAUGGGCCCGGCAAGAGCUUCGGAACAUUGAGCUGCUACUAAAGCUUCGACUUUGUGUAGAGCAGAAACAAAGAGAUGGGCAUUUACCCAAAGAGAUUGCGCUCAAGGCAUUCCGUACACUUGAGUUUGAAGAGAUCAAACGUGUGAACAAGACCACUCGCGAAUACACUCACCUCCUGCAGUAUCUGAAAAAUUCCAUAGGUGCUCAUCACCCGACAGACUAUGAGAAUUCAGUGGACAUCUUCCGCAUUUCACGCCGCGGUGAAGAACAAAGAUACAAUGUAUGGAGAACAAAGAAUCGUGACAAGCUCAGUCAACGGCUUUUGCUCUGGCAUGGCUCGACAAGUGAAAAGUUCAUUGGCAUUCUCAGUCAGGGGCUUCGAACUGGAAUCUUUGAGAAAUCAAACAAGGGUAUGUUUGGCGGGGGUAUAUAUUUUGCUGACAUGUCCGGCAAAUCUGCCCAGUAUUCUGCCAGCUCUUUCAGCCAGGGUUUAUUGCUCCUUUGCGAGGUUGAAGUUGGAAAAGAUCCCCUCUGCCUGGUGAACUGCAAUCAAAAGGCAUCUGCUGUGAUGCGUGCUGAGCACAAAGUCGGCGUCUUCGCCCAAGGGCGUGUGGGUCAUAAAGCCUGGAUGGAUGCUAGAGUGGUUCGACAAAGCUUGAAUGGCAUUUUAAUGCCAGACACAUCAAAGGGGAGAGUCAUGAAUCACAAUGCUCCAACCCUGGCGUACAACGAGUACGUGGUCUAUGACCCCGCCCAGGUUCGACAACGGUACCUAUUUCAUUUAGUCUUUAAAGUCUCCAGAUAG
Messenger RNA from Penicillium oxalicum, 1995 nucleotides. RefSeq lists its product as uncharacterized. NCBI's taxonomy places the organism in Eukaryota, Fungi, Ascomycota, Eurotiomycetes, Eurotiales, Aspergillaceae. The transcript has 6 exons. The coding region runs from base 1 to 1995 and encodes 664 amino acids. Gene Ontology annotation, molecular function: NAD+ poly-ADP-ribosyltransferase activity. The record is from RefSeq and is a predicted model, not a curated record.